Molecule: messenger RNA, 957 nt
Organism: Fusarium mangiferae
Lineage: Eukaryota; Fungi; Ascomycota; Sordariomycetes; Hypocreales; Nectriaceae
Exons: 4
Coding region: 1-957 (318 amino acids)
Molecular function (GO): nucleic acid binding
Source: RefSeq, a predicted model, not a curated record
AUGGCCAAGGUUGCCACAGAUUUCGAAAAGAUCAUCAACGAGGGGCGUGAGCGAAAGAAGAACGAAGCCCUCGCCGAUCGCAUUUUCUCAAAGAACCGUCGCCAAAGCGCACCCUCCAAGCUCAAGUCCGCCCCCGGCCAAUCACUAGCAAGCCGUGUCGGCGUCAAGAAGCAGCGAACUUCCACCAUCGGCACCCGCUCGGCCCAGCCCGCACCUGGCAAUGUCAACGGAGAAUGGACACAUGAUCUGCAUCACUCCGUCUCAGGCGACCUAAGCUCUCGCAUUUCAGCUCCCAAUGCUGCUCAUAAGAGAGCCAACAACCGCCGCGCUGCUCGUCUGUCCGCUGCCGUGGAUCGCAUGGACACUUCUGGCGACGCGCCACAACAAGUCAACGUCGUGAAAGGCAAGGGUAGCGCUGGCAAUGGCAAUGGCAAUGGCAAUGGCAAUGGCAUGGGGAUGACGAUUCGGGGUCUCGCAGGUCCAUUCACUAUUAUGGCACAAAACUUUGCCCCUGGCACCACAGCCGCUGAUAUCGAGAGCGCUAUGACUCCCAUCGGAGGCGAGAUUUUGAGCUGUCGCAUUGUCAAGUCAAACCCAUUCCUCCUCUUCGAGCUAGCCUUUGCAUCGCGCGAGGGUGGUGAGCGAGUAAUCGAGACCUUCAACGAUAAGACCGCUGAUGGUAGAAUCAUUAAGGUCUACCCUAAGCUCGGGGCUCCUUCAAGCAAGACAAUUGCGUCUAGCAAUGCGCCAAGAAACGCCCCAAGCGGUCCCCGUGGCACCCGCGGAAACAAACCCAACGCCAACGACAACAUUGUUGAUGGCUCGAUGGGUUUCCCUGAUUUAAUGGACACAACCGCCACAAACGGCUUGCCAAGGAACAACCAGUUGUACAGCGAUAAAAUCGUGGGCGGCAACCGACGAGGCCGAGGUGGUCAAAGAGGUCGCGCCGGGCGAUGA